This is a messenger RNA of Penicillium arizonense, 1812 nucleotides long. RefSeq lists its product as uncharacterized. Gene Ontology annotation, molecular function: magnesium ion binding; thiamine pyrophosphate binding; acetolactate synthase activity. Gene Ontology annotation, biological process: L-valine biosynthetic process. The record is from RefSeq and is a predicted model, not a curated record. The transcript has 4 exons. Bases 1 to 1812 code for a protein of 603 amino acids. Lineage: Eukaryota; Fungi; Ascomycota; Eurotiomycetes; Eurotiales; Aspergillaceae. Gene Ontology annotation, cellular component: mitochondrion; acetolactate synthase complex.
AUGUACGAGCUCUGCUCCUCUCCUUCCUUUGCUUUCUUCGAAGCUCUCUGGGAGGGCGGCGUCAGCCAUGUCUUCGUCAAUCUGGGAUCCGACCAUCCCUCGAUCCUCGAAGCAAUGGUAAAAGGCCAGAAAGAAAAGAAAGACCAAUUCCCUACGAUAAUCACUUGUCCCAAUGAGAUGGUCGCACUCUCAAUGGCAGACGGAUACGCCCGCUUAACCGGCAAACCGCAAGCAGUGAUAGUGCACGUCGACGUUGGCACGCAAGGAUUAGGAGCAGCAGUGCACAACGCCUCAUGUGGACGUGCCCCGGUUCUAAUCUUUGCUGGUCUAUCGCCUUACACGAUCGAGGGCGAGAUGCGAGGCUCUCGCACGGAAUAUAUCCACUGGAUUCAGGAUGUACCAGAUCAGAAGCAGAUCGUCUCUCAGUAUUGUCGGUAUUCCGGCGAGAUCAAGUCUGGCAAGAAUGUUAAGCAGAUCGUGAACCGGGCUUUGCAGUUUGCAACUAGUGACCCGAAAGGUCCUGUCUACCUUGUUGGUGCUCGGGAGGUUAUGGAGGAGGAUAUUGAGCCAUAUCAAUUGAACCAGAGUGUCUGGGGUCCUGUUUCUCCGGCUGCAUUGCCGAGCUCUGGUGUUGAAUUGAUUGCAUCUGAGCUUGCGGCUGCGAAACAACCUCUUAUCAUUGCUGGGUACAGUGGACGGAAGGCUCAAGCGGUGACAGAGCUGGUGACAUUGGCGAAUAACUUCAAGGGAAUCCGCGUGUUGGAUACCGGUGGUAGUGACAUGUGUUUCCCUGCUAACCACCCAGCCUGGCUGGGCUUGAGAUAUCCCGGGCAUGACGUGGUCAGAGCGGCAGACCUGAUUCUCGUUAUUGACUGUGAUGUCCCCUGGGUUCCAACACAGUUCAAACCGUCUGAAUCGGCGAAGAUAAUUCACAUCGAUGUCGACCCUUUGAAGCAGCAGAUUCCGGUUUUCUAUAUCCAUUCCAUGGCGACAUUCCGUGCCGACUCUUCUACCGCACUGAAGCAGAUUAAUGACUAUGUUGCUGCCCAGGGGUCUUUGCAGAAGUUCAUUGGAUCAAAGGAGAAUAUUAUCAUGGGACAACGCCGGGAUGAAGAAUACUUGAAGCGCCGACAGGAGAUCGCCGAUCUGGCCGUUGUUCCUGAGGGCGGUGAUGGAGCCUCCUUGAAUAUCAAUUAUCUUAUGGCACAGGUCCGCCAGGGUGUUCCAACUGAUACGAUCUGGGCCAUCGAGGCUGUAACCAAUACCCACUGGGUUGCAGAUCAGGUUUCAGCCACAUUGCCCCACUCAUGGAUCAACUGUGGAGGAGGUGGACUGGGUUGGUCUGGUGGAGGUGCACUUGGCAUCAAGCUGGCCAGCGAUGUGCAGCAUGGCGGACCCGGAAAGGGCAAGUUUGUCUGUCAAGUGGUUGGAGAUGGCACGUUCCUAUUCUCAGUCCCUGGAUCUGUCUACUGGAUUGCUCGCCGUUAUGGAAUUCCCAUUCUGACGAUUGUGCUGAACAAUAAGGGCUGGAAUGCCCCUCGGCGGAGCAUGCUCCUCGUUCAUCCUGAGGGUGACGGGUCCCGUGCUACCAACGAGGACCUCAAUAUCUCUUUUGCACCUACGCCUGACUAUGCGGGAAUUGCUACUGCUGCGGCGGGUGGUGAGGUCUGGGGUGGUCGUGCAGCCACUGUUGCUGAGCUUACACAGAAGCUUCCUGAGGCUAUCCAGAGUGUUUUGAGUGGGAAAUCAGCGGUGUUGGAAGCGCAGCUUGAUGGGACCACGGGGAAAUAUGUGGAGAGUCAUAAGGGUUAG